Messenger RNA from Vitis riparia (riverbank grape), 778 nucleotides. Its product is annotated as 60S ribosomal protein L24. Gene Ontology annotation, biological process: cytoplasmic translation. The record is from RefSeq and is a predicted model, not a curated record. Gene Ontology annotation, molecular function: mRNA binding; structural constituent of ribosome. Gene Ontology annotation, cellular component: cytosolic large ribosomal subunit. Bases 92 to 589 code for a protein of 165 amino acids. Lineage: Eukaryota; Viridiplantae; Streptophyta; Magnoliopsida; Vitales; Vitaceae. The transcript has 5 exons.
GCGCUCAUUUACUUGAGGGGUGUGUGGUUAGGGUUUGGGCUUCCUUUUCUAGGGUUUCCGAGGCGCAGCAGCAGCAACAGCAACAGCAGCCAUGGUUCUCAAAACUGAACUCUGCCGAUUCAGUGGUGCCAAGAUAUACCCUGGGAAAGGAAUCAGAUUUGUUCGUUCAGAUUCUCAGGUGUUUCUAUUUGCCAAUUCAAAAUGCAAGAGGUACUUCCACAACCGGCUGAAGCCAUCAAAGCUUACCUGGACAGCCAUGUACAGGAAGCAACAUAAGAAGGAUAUUGCUCAAGAGGCUGUAAAGAAGAGGCGUCGUGCCACCAAAAAGCCCUACUCUAGGUCCAUUGUGGGUGCUACAUUGGAGGUUAUCCAGAAGAGAAGAACUGAGAAAGCAGAAGUCAGAGAUGCUGCCAGGGAGGCUGCUCUUCGUGAAAUUAAGGAAAGAAUCAAGAAGACCAAGGAUGAAAAGAAGGCAAAGAAGGCAGAAGUGAUGGCUAAGGUGCAGAAGACGCAGGGCAAGGGUAACGUUCCCAAGGGUGCUGCUGCUCCAAAGGGCCCUAAAAUUGGAGGUGGUGGUGGUAAGCGCUGAUUUGGGGCUUGUUUGGUGCAGUGAGAGUGAGAUCGGUAGGUUGGAAGAAGUUUUAAUUUAAAGUUUUGUUGUAAGGAUUGCUUGGCCUGGUUAGCCAGACUGUUAUUCGCAUCCCCUUUUCUAUAUUUAGCACUGUCGACUGAAGUUGAGCACGAUUAUAUAGCUAAAUGGAUUUUUAUUUCGUUUUCA